This is a messenger RNA of Tauraco erythrolophus (red-crested turaco), 687 nucleotides long. The record is from RefSeq and is a predicted model, not a curated record. NCBI's taxonomy places the organism in Eukaryota, Metazoa, Chordata, Aves, Musophagiformes, Musophagidae.
AUGGAGAUGAGAGUUAGAGCCCUGUCUGCCAGUCUCGCGGCACUGAAAGAGCAAGGGGAGAAGAGGCGGCUCCUGCUUUCCUGCCCAUGGGCCAAUGCCAGUGCUCUAUGGGGUCAGAUUGUAGGGGGCCAUGAGGCUCAGCCCCACUCCCACCCUCACAUGGCAUACCUGAAGAUAGAAUGGAUUUUCUGCGGAAGCUUCCUGGUUGCCCCUAACUGGGUGAUGACAGCUGCACACUGUGAGGGCAGCUCUCUCCACCUGCCUGCAAAAGGGGAGGGAUGCAGACCUUGCUUUCUCCUGCUGACAGCAAAGGCCACUCUCAAUGACUAUGUCAAGACUAUUCUACUGCCCAAGACUGACAGUGACCUCCCCACAGGCACCAAGUGCAGCAUAGCCGGGUGGGGCCCAAUCGAUGACGACCAGACAACCAGCAAGCUCUCUGAAACCCAAGUCUUCAUCUACAGCCACAGAAAAUGCAUCCGCUUCUUUCUGCAUCUCGACACCGGCAUGGUCUGUGCUGGCAGCUUCCACGAGCUCAGGGAUUCCAGCCAGGGAGAUUCUGGUGGACCUCUGGUAUGCAAUAAGGUGGCACAAGGCAUUAUUUCCUUCGGAUAUGACACCCCACCCGGGGUCUACACCCACAUCUCUGAGUACCUGCCCUGGAUCAAAAGAACCCUGAAGAAGUAG